GCAUUCCACCACUGAUGAUGAUAUCCAUUCAGUUGUGACAAACUCUUGGUGAUUCUACCCAUGGCAGUUCCACCGCUACCUACAAAAAGUCUCAUUUAACAACAGUGUUGGGGAAAUGAUUUCCUUCGAUCAGAAUGGGAACCUAGAAGCAGGAUUUGAUAUUAUCAACUGGAUCACGUUCCCAAAUCUAAGUGUACAUCGAGUCAAAGUGGGUAAAUUUGAUCUCAGAGCCCCCACAGAUGAAGUGUUCAGUAUUUCUGUGGAUGCCAUUAGGUGGCCAAAGACAUUUAAUCAGACUCAACCUCUGUCUUUGUGCAAUGAACCUUGCCAUAAAGGUCACAGCAAGAGCAAGAAGGAAGGGAAGCCAUUUUGUUGUUACAAUUGCCUUCCAUGCCCAAAAGGAAAAGUUUCAAACCAGAUGGAUAAAGAUUUUUGCUACCAGUGUCCAGAAGAUCACUAUCCCAGCAAAGCCCAGGAUCAGUGCAUACCAAAAGAGAUCAGCUUUCUAUCUUUCCAAGAACCUUUGGGAAUCACUUUGACUAUUGUUGCUCUUUUAUUUUCCUCCAUCACAGUCCUGGUCCUUGCAGUUUUCAUUCAACACAAGGGCACUCCCAUUGUCAAGGCCAACAACCGGGGCCUCAGCUAUACCCUCCUGGUCUCCCUUCUGCUUUCCUUUCUCUGCCCUUUGCUUUUCAUUGGUCGGCCUCAGAGGGCAACUUGUCUCCUUCGCCAAACUGCUUUUGGAAUCAUCUUCUCUCUGGCAGUUUCUUGUGUGGUGGCCAAAACCCUCACUGUGGUCCUAGCUUUCAUGGCCACCAGACCAAGCUCCCAGAUGAGGUCAUGGGUGGGGAAAAGAUUGGCCCUCUUUAUGGUGCCUUCCUGCUUUCUCGUUCAAACCACUCUUUGUAUUGUGUGGCUGAUGAGCUCUCCUCCCUUCCCAGAUCUUGAUAUGCAUUCUCUGCCUACAGAAAUGGUACUGGAGUGCAACGAAGGCUCUGAUGCCAUGUUUUAUUGCAUGCUGGGUUUCAUUGGACUCUUGGCCAAGAUCAGCUUUACAGUGGCUUUCCUUGGCAGGAAACUCCCAGACACUUUCAAUGAAGCCAAAUUUAUUACCCUCAGCAUGCUUCUCUUUUGCAGUGUCUGGAUCUCUUUUGUCCCAGCCUACCAAAGCACCAAAGGGAAAUACAUGGUGGCUGUGGAGAUCUUCACCAUCUUAGCCUCAAGUGCUGGAUUACUGAUCCUCAUUUUCUCUCCCAAAGUUUACAUCAUCUUGAUAAGACCUGAGCUGAAUAACAGGCAACAACUCAUAAGAAAAAUCCGCAUAAACUGAUUAAAGGAAUCAAUCUCCUUGUACACAAUAGAAUUUAGAUUUGUGACAAAACCACUCUGUGUUGCAAUGACAAGUGGCCUAAAUGUUUUUUAAACAGAAUAACUAAGUAUAAGUAAUAAUAAAAGUAAU
Molecule: messenger RNA, 1459 nt
Organism: Pantherophis guttatus
Lineage: Eukaryota; Metazoa; Chordata; Lepidosauria; Squamata; Colubridae
Product: vomeronasal type-2 receptor 26-like
Biological process (GO): G protein-coupled receptor signaling pathway
Cellular component (GO): plasma membrane
Molecular function (GO): G protein-coupled receptor activity
Source: RefSeq, a predicted model, not a curated record